GGUCCCGCCCGCUUACUGGGUGCCAGCGGCACUAAGGCGAGCACAAGCCACAUCCGCCAAGCGCCGCUAGGAAGCGAGCUCGACUUUCUCUUCACGAACGACGUUCCAUCAACCCUUCCUGCACCAACAGCCCGCAAACUCUGCGCGAGCCCACGUACCUCGACCGCGGUCGAGCAGCUCCGUUUCCUUCCUCAUGGACGUCGGAUGAGGUGAUAGAGCCUCUGCUUCAUCAUGAGCUCAUCCACUGUUUCCGUCUCGGCUGCGACGCCAACCCAACACCCUUUCCAGAGGAAGAUUGACGAUGUCAAACCCUCGAAGACUGACAUUAAUUUUGUCGUCAUGGACUACCUGGUCAGCGAGGGAUAUCCCCGAGCUGCAGAGAAGUUCGCCAAAGAAGCGAACAUCCUGCUCCCCUCUGAAGAGGAGUCCAUCCAGUCUCGCGUAGAAAUACGACAGGCUAUCCACGCUGGCGACAUUGACACUGCCGUCACCAAGAUCAAUGAUCUGAACCCUCAGAUCCUUGACACCGAUGCGGCUCUUCACUUUGCCUUGCUUCGUCUGCAACUCAUCGAGUUGAUCCGGUCGUGUACUUCAUCUGCCACAUCGGACGUGACUCCUGCCUUGAGCUUUGCUUCAUCGCAACUCGCUCCACGUGCAGCCACGAACCCGGACUUCUUGAAGGACCUUGAGCUCACCAUGACGCUGCUUAUCUUCCUCCCGGCCACGGAGAAGCUCCAGAAAGAGCUUGCUGAGCUGCUUGAACCAUCUCUCCGUCGCGAUGUUGCCAGCAGGGUCAACGAAGCUAUCCUCACCAGCAUGGGCGCUCGUGGAGAAGCGCGUAUGAGGAGCCUGGUACGCCUGCGCCAGUGGGCUGAGACAAAGGCUAGAGAAGCCACCAUGGACAUCCCUCCUGUUAUGCCACUCGGUCUGCAAGACGCUGAAGACAAUGCGCUUGGGAACAAUGGCGAGGGUGCGGAUGUCAUGGUGCAGUAGCACAUUGGAUAUGGGAAGAACCCAUGUACUGGUGGUGCUUUAGCACAAGUGCAACCCUUAACUGGGUCUGAGAUGACGAUGCUACGAUACUUUAAUGAUCAUGAUUACCAAGCGGCAGCUGCUGCACCUCACA
This is a messenger RNA of Boeremia exigua, 1126 nucleotides long. RefSeq names its product CTLH/CRA C-terminal to lish motif domain-containing protein. The transcript has 4 exons. The coding region runs from base 232 to 993 and encodes 253 amino acids. Gene Ontology annotation, molecular function: protein binding. NCBI's taxonomy places the organism in Eukaryota, Fungi, Ascomycota, Dothideomycetes, Pleosporales, Didymellaceae. Gene Ontology annotation, cellular component: cytoplasm; nucleus. Gene Ontology annotation, biological process: proteasome-mediated ubiquitin-dependent protein catabolic process. The record is from RefSeq and is a predicted model, not a curated record.